Messenger RNA from Coregonus sp. 'balchen', 39852 nucleotides. The record is from the annotation of a GenBank genome assembly. NCBI's taxonomy places the organism in Eukaryota, Metazoa, Chordata, Actinopteri, Salmoniformes, Salmonidae.
AUGCCUCAGGGGAGCUCUGGGAAGGUAAAGCUUCUUUGUGUGAUAUUAGAGUUUAUGCUAUUAGUAAAUUGUAUAUUGUUAUUAAUGGGACUGACUUGUAUUCAAAUCCCACCCUACUAAACUUGUAUAUGUACCUGGCACCUGUGUGUGAUCCAAUGGCUUGAAUCCACACAAUGCCUCCCAUUUGCAUUGAUACACCAGGAAACAUUAGUUUGCUGCACUGCAGGGGGUUUACGCUUUCAGGAUCUUUGGCGGAUGUUCGAAUUCCAUGCUCAAGGAUGCAGUUCAGCUUUGCCCAACCUGACUCUUUGGAACUGUAUUUCUGUGAAUUCUGUCUUCAUUCUAGGCGUGCUGAAACAAUGAUUGGCACACUGCUUGUACCAGUGUGGUGUGUAAUGUUGUGGGCUGGAUGCUGGAGAGGGCCUCGGGUGGUCAGGCGACAUCAGUGAAGCUGGGCCGCCAGAGAGAGAGAUGGAGAGGAGCUCUAUUUCAAUUAGUCUUUCCACAAUUCCUCACAUCCUCCUUCUCAACCAUAUUGGAGGAGAAGGUCAAUAGUCCCUCCACUCAGAACUUCUUCUCCAAUGCGUUUUGAGAAGGAGGUGAGCAGAUGACAUACAGUUGAAGUCGGAAGUUUACAUACACCUUAGCCAAAUACAUUUAAAUUCAGUUUUUCACAAUUCCUGACAUUUAAUCCUAGUAAAAAGUCCCUGUCUUAGGUCAGUUAGGAUCACCACUUUAUUUUAAGAAUGUGAAAUGUCAGAAUAAUAGUAGAGAGAGAUUUAUUUCAGCUUUUAUUUCUUUCAUCACAUUCCCAGUGGGUCAGAAGUUGACAUACACUCAAUUAGUAUUUGGUAGCAUUGCAUUUAAAUUGUUUAACUUGGGUCAAAUGUUUCGGGUUAGCCUUCCACAAGCUUCCCACAAUAAGUUGGGUGAAUUUUGGCCCAUUCCUCCUGACAGAGCUGUUGUAAUUGAGUCAGGUUUAUAGGCCUCCUUGCUCGCACACAAUUUUUCAGUUCUGCCCACACAUUUUCUAUAGGAUUGAGGUCAGGGCUUUGUGAUGGCCACUCCAAUACCUUGACUUUAUUGUCCUUAAUCCAUUUUGCCACAACUUUGGAAGUAUGCUUGGGGUCAUUGUCCAUUUGGAAGACCCAAGCUUUAAGUUCCUGACUGAUGUCUUGAGAUGUUGCUUCAAUAUAUCCACAUAAUUUUCCUUCCUCAUGAUGCCAUCUAUUUUGUGAAGUGCACCAGUUCCUCCUGCAGCAAAGCACCCCCACAGCAUGAUGCUACCACCCCUGUGCUUCACGGUUGGGAUGGUGUUCUUCGGCUUACAAGCAACCCCCUUUUUCUGAGCGGCCUUUCAGGUUAUGUCGAUAUAGGACUCGUUUUACUGUAGAUAUAGAUACUUUUGUACCUGUUUCCUCCAGCAACUUCACAAGGUCCUUUGCUGUUGUUCUGGGAUAUAGAUACUUUUCGCACCAAAGUACGUUCAUCUCUAGGAGACAGAACGCGUCUCCUUCCUGAGCGGUAUGACGGCUGCGUGGUCCCAUGGUGUUUAUACUUGCGUACUAUUGUUUGUACAGAUGAACGUGGUACCUUCAGGCGUUUGGAAAUUGCUCCCAAGGAUGAACCAGACUUGUGGAGGUCUACAAAAUUGGCUGAUUUAUUUUGAUUUUCCCAUGAUGUCAAGCAAAGAGGCACUGAGUUUGAAGGAAGGCCUUGAAAUACAUCCACAGGUACACCUCCAAUUGACUCAAAUGAUGUCAAUUAGCCUAUCAGAAGCUUCUAAAGCCAUGACAUCUUUUUCUGGAAUUUUCCAAGCUGUUUAAAGGCACCGUCAACUUAGUGUAUGUAAACUUCUGACCCACUGAAAUUGUGAUACAGUGAAUUAUAAGUGAAAUAAUCUGUCUGUAAACAAUUGUUGGAAAAAUUACUUGUGUCAUGCACAAAGUAGAUGUCCUAACCGACUUGCCAAAACUAUAGUUUGUUAACAAGAAAUUAGUGGAGUGGUUGAAAACGAUUUUUAAUGACUCCAACCUAAGUGUAUGUAAACUUCCGACUUCAACUGUACAAGUAAUUGAGGAAAGAUUAAUUGAGAAAGAGCCAGGGAGAGCAUUGUGUGUGUGUUGUGUCCCCUUACAGGAAAUGGGGAGCAGAUCUGUGAGCCCAGUGCCUAGUGUAGCCUCUCUCCAUCUCUCCGUGGCCUUAGGUUUCACACAGCAGUCGAGGGGAUGUAGCGCUUAAGCUGUCAUCUGCAGUCAGUCAAUAAAAAAACCACGAAGGCUACAGGCCAAAACGCGUUGGUUUAUCAACUUCCACUGUCCUCCAAGAGUUGCUGAAUUUCCUCUUCACAUCAGCAGUCAGAAAGCCAGCCCUGCAUCUGAACCACGAAUUUAAUUCACUCUUAUCUUCCCAACUCCUGGCUGUGACAGAAAUGGAGGACAGUUAGGUGUCAUCAGUCUAUGAAUAAGGUGGAAAGGUGAAAAGAACUGUCUCCCUAAUCUCUUCCUCCAGAACCAAAUCAGCGAAGUGUGUCACAAGACAACUGUCUCCCUAAACCACAUACAUUUUAUUGCUUAUUGUAUUUGUCAUUUUCCCCCAUUACUUUGUGAAUUCAUUCCAGGUCCGCAGUGAGUUUCUUUACAGUCUCAAAUUCUGCCAUUUGACUCACAAAGGUUCUCAUUUGAAUAUUAAUAAUUGAGGGAAAUAUUGGCGCUGUAGAUAUGAUCUUUCUUAUUAUAACUCACUAAUUAUUUAGUCCGUUUUUUCAGCUUAAUGAAAACUCACUCCCAAAGCAGCCUCUUUGCUAUUUGGUGUAUUUCACUCACCACGGCAGAGCUGUGCAAAGCAGUCAAGUCUGCGUUUUAAUUUGUUCAACAAACCUGUGAAAUGAGUUGAGAGGUUUGCAGUGGAGAGAAAUCACAAAACAUUUCCUUCCAAACUGAAUUGAAUUGGUGUGUGUGUGUUGUGUGUCAGUUUCUCUUCCAAACGGAAUUGAAACGGCCCUGGUGGUUGUUUGCGUUCAGAGCCCUCCUCUAAUGAAAAUAAGUCUGCUUCCCAAAUGGUACUGUAUUCCCUACAUAAUGCACUACUUUUGACCAGAGCCCUAUGGUGCACUAUAUGGGGAAUAGGGCGCCAUUUGGGAUGCAGCCUAACUGUUGUGGGCUAAGGGGACUGCCGUUUCACCCACUCACUUUAAAGUAAUUACUUCUGUUGCCCACAAAAGUUCCCUCAAAAUGUAGUUUUCUUUAUUUAAUUAAAUUAGAUGAUUUAAACUGAGAAGGCAAUUUGUUUAAUUAGGGCUGAAGACAGAGGAUCUAAGGGCCAGUGUGUUUUCAUUCAGAAGAUUGAAUAAAUAAAAUAAGUCUAUCUAGCGUAGCAAGCUUGUUUUGGAUUUUGACUUGAAGAAUGUUUGGCUUGAAUGUUAAUGUAUUGAUAUCUGAGAAUCUAUUGCUUUCUUUUGUGAGACCAUAGAAAUGAGUUAGCAGGAGGGUGAAUGAAAGGUUAUGAAGCUAGCAUCUGCUGUUGGGAGAUUGCUGAGGCAAUAACUGCCUAAACAUUGAACGCAACCCAAUCACUCCUUUGCUAUGCUAAUCUGAUAUUGUCUGAAGUAUAUGCCUAGUUCAAAGUUAAGGACAUGAUUAAACAUUAUUCAGUUUUAGGAAUCAAUUAGUGCUGAGUGAUUUGAGGUCUGUUCGGUUUCUGUUAGAUUAUGAAAAAAGAAUCAUGGUUUUCGGUUUCGAUAAUUUUUUUAAACAAAUGCAAUGCAUUAUGUGGGUUGAAUAAAACAAUUAAUAAAAGUGCCAUGAUAGUGACUGCCCAUUAUCACUUAAAAAACAUCAUUUAUUCACAUUACUUUACUUUAAUAAAAUAUUUCAGUUGUGUAUAUUAUGUUUGUUUUAUUUGAUGACUAUUAUUUCAUCCCAAGUCAUCUGUAUAGAGCUGCUGCCUAUGAUGUCAGACAAGAUGUAAACUAUGGAGAAUGUUGGCCUGUUGGAAACUACAACUCCCUUCUACAUUUCACAGUUGGGGCUUGAUCUGAUUUCUCUCUAGAGAAACUGCAUAUUGAGCUCACACAAAAAAGGAUUGAAAUGGAAUUGAAAUAUUUGAACAGAUUUGGGCCAAUUAGUUGAUUAACCCCCCCCCCCCCCCCCCCCCCCACAACUGAUAAGCUGUGCGUCGAUUCCUUUUUAGUUUUCAUAACGUCAACAGCACAAAAACAGAUUUAUGAGAAAUGUAAAGAAAGGGAUACCACUACCUGUAAGUACUUAGUUUUCUAGCACAGAUUGAGUCAUGUGUGCCUAGAUCAUCAGUCACGGUCUCCCCAGCAGUUCCACAUAGGAAACCUAAGAUUAAAGGAAUCAUAAUUAGUCUUAAUUUGUGACAUUUCCAAGGUCUCUCAGAUUGUGGGGCGAUUAAUAUAAAUAUCAAUUUCCCGUCUCACUGCUGAGAAUAUCCAGACCCAGAACAGGUCAGUUUUCACUGCAGAGGUCUGACAGCUGCUGUCACAAGCAAGGUGCGUCCCAAAUGGUACCCUAUUCCCUUUAUAGUGAACUACUUUUGACCAGAGUGAAUAGGGUGCCAUUUGGGACGCAUUCCAGGCCUCCUGUGUGAGGGGGACUGGUUGAGGAGGGGCCCCCUGGUGCAAUUCAGAAUGGGCUACAGAGGCCCUUUGGUUGGUGGUUGGGAGAAUGAUAGCCCAUGACUGGAGAGCAGGGCCAGUUCGAGGCAUAGUGUUGACAGGUCUAUCGGUUGGGGUCCAGGGUGUUUUUCUGUGUAUGUGCAUGCGUGUAGUUGCAGGUUGUAGCAUGGUUUUCCCUCUUUCUCUGCAAUCUGUGAUCACUGACACAUAGACUGGUGUAGGGCCUCAGUAGCUGAGAAGUGCAGGUGCUGAUGUUACGUGCCUUUACAGAAGGAUUGGUUGGGAUAAAAAGGCAGGAUUUGACAAACUUGACAGGGUCCACAAAGGAACCAUGUAUAGUAAGGUGAUCGUCCCAAAUGGCACCCUAUUCCCUAUACAGUGCACUACUUUUGACCAGCGCGGUCAAAAGUAGUGCACUAUGUAGGGAAUAGGGUGCCAUUUGGGACAUAACCUAGGUUCCAGGGGUGGUUGUGGGGGAAUGUAUAACAGAUGUCAUGGUGUAUGGUCAUGGCUUGAGCUAUUUAACUCUUACAAUCAACUGAAGGUUACACAGCCACAUCUAAAGAAUUGAACUUAUUAAAAUACAUAUACCAUUUCCUCCUGGCUUCGUAAAAACUGUCAUGCCUUGUCCACUUUUUCCUUAAUGAUAUGCCCCCGAUGAAUGAGGAGAGAAGUGUGCGUGACAAAAGCUCUAUGGCAAGACCUAUCCUCGACAUUGCCUGUAUCCGGAAUUGUACCCUAUUCCCUAUAUAGUGCACUACUAUGAGCCCUGGUCAAAAGUAGUUCACUUUUUAGGGAAUAGGGUGCCAUUUGGGAUGCAGACCCAGACCUAUUGAUUUUGUAUUUUUUCCCCUGGGUAAUGGAUGGCCACUGGCCCCCACCCCUUCCACCCCUGGUCUGUUAUUACAAAUAAUGACAAAUCAAUAUGCAUUGGAGUCCCAGUGAACAUCCUUUUAACACAUGAUUUAUACCACACCAGCACAGUGUAGCGCACAGAGCAGUUAGUCACUCCACUACCAGCCAAUCAAUUUAGCCAAUCAACUAAGGGGCCCUUCAUCAUAUCCAAUUAUUUAAGAUGUUCUGUGGAUUUUUAUUGGUCCAUUCAUGAUUCCAUGGCUCAUAUCUGUGCAGAUGUGACCUCAUUAACACCUGAUUGGGGCAUAUUAUUCCUCUGUCCUCCCAUAUGAUAUGUGUGCUUAUUGAAUAUUGAUAGCUCACUAUAGUCAGCUAGACUGCUAUAGACAGAGUGGUGCAUUGGUGUGUGCUUUGUUUCUACUAAAUACCCAUCAGUCACUGUCUAUCUGUGUCUGAAUGACACCGGGGUAUAGGACUCUAUAUGUAUUCCCCGUCAGUCAGAUACAUAUAGGGUGGUGUGAUGGGGGUGACUAUGUCUGAGCACGAUAUUCCCUAUAAAGUGCACUACUUUUGACCAGAGCCCAAUGGACCCUGGUCAAAAGUAGUGCACUAUAAAGGGAAUAGGGUGCCAUUUGAGAGAAUGGAGGGGAUAUGAUUCCUCCCCAGAGGGGUGUCCCAGUGGCAGUAUUGUGGGUCAAGCAUGGCUACUGGGGGCUACACUGUCCUUCCCCUCUGGGCUGUGGUUCCAUAGGCUUAUACAGGAAACCGCCAUAAAAACCAAGCAUUCGAAAAUUGCCUUUCUCAGUGUGAAUUGGCCAGUUUUUGCCCAGAGGAAAUAUGAUGUGUAUAUUUAUUGGAACCUACUACAAUGACUACUAUAGCUCAGAUGUCAUACUGUCUCUUCUUUUGGUUGCUAGAGACGUGACCCAGUCGUUCGUUCGAUUAGUUCGAUAUUUACGGGCGACACAGUCGUUCGUUUUUUUUUGUGGUCCGGCAACGUUCUUAUCCCUUGCUUGCCAGCUAGCUACGACUACAGAGUCACGACCUCUGCAGCCAGAAUAACAACAAAGUAGCUGUUUUCUACUGACAUUCAUUUGGAUACAUCUAUAACAAUGAGCUGAUAAUGGCCCAUUUUGCCUGGCAUAGCUAGAAAAGUUUGACUUCUAUCUUUUCCAACUGUCCCGUUAUCUGGUUUUAAUGUCCAUUCUAGAAUGCCAUUCUAGCCAAUCAGAAACGAGUAUUCAACAAUGCUGUGGUAUCAUCCUUGUUAUAAACUGGGUGGUUCAAGCCCUGAAUGCUGAUUGGCUGACAGCCAUGGUGUAUCAGACCAUAUACCACAGGUAUGAGAAGUGCUUUUUACUGCCCUAAUUACGUUGGUAAACAGUUUAUUAUAGCAAUAAGGCACCUUGGGGGUUUGUGAUAUAUGGCCAAUAUACCAUAGCUAAGGGCUCCGGGUUGCGUUGCGUCAUGCCUAAGAACAGCCCUUAGCCAUGGUAUAUUGGCCAUAUACCACACCCCCUCAGGCCUUAUUGCUUAAAUAAAAGAGAAGCUUACGCCUUUUUAUAACGUAUUUUAGGACUUUAAUACCGUAUGUAUUUGGUGACUACUUUUCUGUAUAAUCCUUCCAAAAAAGGAGUGGAUUUGGGUGUGAACAUCCAUCAUCUUUACUAAUCCCCCCGGUUCCUUUCUUAGUGGUAUUUGUGAGGCAUUUGUGUCAGUAUUGCCCUAAAGCUUAAUGUCAAUUGAAAUAAUAAUACUUGUGUUGGUUUCCACCCAUUGCCCUUGUUGCUUUGCAUGCUGCUUGGAUGUGACAACUCAGUGACACAAAGAAGGUAUUGUAUGAGAACUGUAGUGGUAUUGUAUGAGUACUGUAGUAGUAUUGUAUGAGUACUGUAGUGGUAUUGUAUGAGUACUUUAGUAGUAUAUGACGAGCACAUGUAGUGUGCUGUAGUUUCUUAGAAUGACUAUACCUUCUACUUCAUGGAAGUAGCAAUACUGCACUUGACAGUAUUUGACUAUUUCCUUAUGGAAGUGUUCCCCUUUCCUCCAUACCCUAAAGGCUAGUGAAUAGUGAAUGAAUAAUAAGCCAUUUGUGCAUGCAUCACUGAUUUAAUGUAUCUUGAGAUGGAUACUAAUGCAUUAUUGUGAAUAGAAACAAAAUAUCCAGGUAUUCCUCAUAGAUCAGGGGCCAUAUGUAUCAAGCAUCUCCUCCCUUUCCAUAUAAUUGUAUUCAUUAUGAUUUAAAAGGCAAAACUGAUUCUAGAUCAGCACUCCCGCUCUGAGAAACUUUUAUGAAUACGGACUCUGAGAAAUAAACAUCUCAGCAGUCUCCUAGGCUGCUUGAAUCAGCAGCAACAUAAACUAACUCAGCUGCUGCUAUGUUCUGUAAUGUUAGCUGUGGUGUUUUGCUGCUGUCUUGUUGUGGUCCAUUGUGGCUGGCAGGUGGUCCCAUAGGUGUUGGAAGCUGGCACCUCAAUAAGGUGGAGUGAUGGGGGUGAUCAUGAUAGAGGGGGCAUGGAGAAAGAGGGGAUGGGGUUGUAUGUUCCAGGGUUGUGUCCCAAGUGGCACCCUAUUCCCUAUAUACUGCUCUACUUUUGACCUGAGCCGUAUGGGCUGCACAGGGAUUAGGGUGCCAUUUGGGACGGACUCUGUGGCUGUGGUCUUGGGCUGGGUGGGCCCCAGAGGGCCUGUGACUUAUGCCUGGCCCAGUGUCAGUGUUACAGGCCUGCUAUAGUGAGGUCACCACCUCUAGUUCCACACCAGGCCGGGCCUUCUGUCACUUCAAACGCCCUGGACUUCUGUCUGCAUCCCAAAUUGCAUCCUAUUCCCUAUAUAGUGCACUACUUUUGACCAGAUCAAAAGUAGUGCACUAUAAAGGGAAUAGGGUGCAGUUGUGAACACAGACAGAUGUAAUGACAGUGGAUCCUUUUAAAGUGGCACACUUAAGAGCACCAUGGCGGCCCCUCAUAGUAAGGGUGUUAUUUAUGGGACCCUGUAAGCGGUGGAUGAAACAGGCCUGUGUCAGCAGCUGCCCUGAACAGCCUCCAUGGAUUAGUCUUACUGUUCCCCAGGCCUCCCCUCCUCCCUUUACUGACCCUUUCUCCCCUCGCCACCCCAGCCCUACCUCCACCGACCCUCUCUCUCCUAUACCCUUGGUCUCUCCUCCCUCUCCCUCACCAUUAGUCUCUCCCUUUACUAACUCUCUUUCCUUUCACGCCUCCACCUCAACCCUACUUUCCCUCCACUGACCAUCUCUCCCGCACCCACCCACCCACCCCAGCCCUACCUUCACUGACCCCCUUUCUACCUUCCUUCCUCUACCCCCCCCCCCCCCCCCACUAACCCCCAGCCCUACUAAGGGAGUUCUGUCAGGGACUUCACAGGCUGCUUCUCUGUCUGGUUGUCUGGAGGGAUUUGAACUGUGGAGACGGUGCGACGUGUGUCUGCCAAAAAAAGAAAAAAACCUGACAUGAUUUCUGGAGAUUUCCAGUCGUGCUCUUUGAUGCGCUGCACUUGUCUCAUCUUGUGUCUGUCUUGGGCUUUGAGUCCACACACACAUCACAUAGCCCUCUGAACUUUCAGACUCAAGACAGCUGUGCUAAGGCCUAGAUUCUAAAUAUUUUUAAGUGAGGUCAGAGAGGUGAGUGUGUGACUAGGGGAAGUGUUUGGUUGGCUAUGGUAUGAAUUUAUUACCUACCCUUUCAAGGUUGUUGUGUUAGCUAUGGGCAAUUCCAAGGUAAAGGAAUUACGCUUUGACUCAGUUUUUCCACUUUAAAAUGUAUGCCAAACAAAAAAACAUUGAUUUUAACGUUUAGCAAACCAUAUGCACAAGGACUACUUUUAACAAUUUCCACAGAAUAUUUUUCAAAAACUAAUUUAGUGGAAGAAUUGUGCAGAUGCAAACUUUGGUAACGAAAUGACAGUAAAAUCUCCCUCAGGUUUUUAUGCGCCCACGUUUUCUAGAAAGUCUGUUAAAUAUCUGCAGAAAGAAUGGCGUGUCAGCUAUGACAUGGCUCCUUGAGUUUGAAAAAAUAUAUUUUGGUUGUUGAACUAUAGUAAGUGUAGUGGAUUUACACCAGGUAAUGGAAUUACAUCAUGGGUCCCAGAUCUGUACUAUACGGAAAUGUAUAAUCAUGGAUGUCAAUGUCAUUCUCCUCAUGUUUCACAAGUUUGGACAUCACAGCACAGCAGAGUACAGUUUAUACAAUAUACUGUACUCUCUUCUACUCUAUUAUACUGUACUCUACUGUACUCUACUCACUGUACUAUCCAAACUUGUGAAACAUACAUCUAUGGUAGGUUCCGAUUUGGUCCAGUCCUGUCCAUCUGUGGACGUAAACAUCAAGGCCAGGUUUGAAUGACCAAAUUUAAACUACUUUUCAAUGUCCCCUGACGUCUGGUUUAGGUCGGUGCUCAGUGGGUGAGGAUGGAAAGAGAGGGGGUUCAUGGGCAGGUGUCAGUAAGAUGUGACAUUAACUGGAGUGAGAGGCAGAGAGAGAGGGGUUGUCCAGACUCAGACUUUCUAAACAUUUAUUUUAAGGUUUUGAUGUUUUUGUAUAUCCAUUGCCAAUUUGGUAACAGAUUUACGAGUUUUAAUCACUUAAUAAAUCAUCAACAAAAUUGAUAUCAGUAAAAUCACUAACUAAUUGUUAGGUCUACCACUACUUACUUGUUACUUCUGUGAACUUUCAUUAUCCUCCCUCAUGAGGGAGAGAAAUUAGAAAAUAUCUUAAAAGAUAUGUGGGUUUUUGUUAAUUGAAUUACAAGGCAAUAUUUAAGACCCCUUUUCCAUCUGUUUAUCCAUAAAUCAAACCCUUUACUUAUGCCACAUUUUUAAGAUGGAAAAUUGUAAAAAGACUUAUCUAUGCCUUCAUUUCCCAAAAAUAUACACUCUUAGCUUUCAUUUCACAACCAAUUUGAUAUUCUUCUAUAAACCUCACAUGUUGGUGCUCAUGGGACCUUUCUGAUGGAAAUGCCCCUAUACCAUAGGUUUACUGGUCAGGUUAACCUUUUUGAUGGAAAUGCCCCUAUACCAUAGGUUUACUGGUCAGGUUCACCUUUUCACCUACAUUUAGAGGCAUGUUCAAAUAAGAAGAUGCCUCAUGUUGCUUUUCUGAUUAUUACUAUGUUAAAACAUAGUGCUAAUUAAAGCUAUAAUAUAUAACCUUUGGUGUGACCUGACCAAAUUCACUUAGAAAUGUGAGUUAUAGAUCUGUCAUUCUCAUUGCAAGGAAGUAUAACAAGUGGCAGAUCUGUUCUAUGUGCGCUAUUUCUAUGCUUCCUGUUCUUAAGUUUAGUUUUUUUGUCUUUUACUUUCUGUUUUGUACACCAGCUUCAAACAGCUGAAAAUACAGUAUUUUUGGUUAUGGAAAAUAUAUUUCACAGCGGUUUAGAUGGUGCACGGAUUCUCUACACAAUGACUGCUUGUUUUGUCACAUAAACAGAAAUUAGGCAAACUAUUUUAAUUUUAGCAAGCAGAAAAUGGCGGUGCGAUUUCUGCAUAUUACAUUUUUAAAUACAUUUCUAGAAAUACUAUAUACUGCUCUUAUAGUAGGACAGCCAUGUCUGCUGGACAGGUAUAGAAUACUGUAGUAAAUGGUUAACAUGGGGAGCUUACUCUAUCUUUCUGCAGCACACCUACACAGGUGAAAAAGCAGUCAACCCCAGAAUGAACAGCAUUACGAACUAUAUGUAUGAACAGCAUUUGGUUGGAAGAACCAAGGCCCCAUCUCUAAACACACAUGGCAGCACAGAGAGUAGAGCAUUCCAUCUGAGGGCAGUCCCUACAGGUCAGUACAAUGAGAAGACAGGAAGGAGUUUGGUGGGGAGGCAGAGGGGAGGAAACCGCUCUGCCCCACGGAUGGGGUGGAUAUUUUGAUGGCCUCCUUUGAAAUAUUUGUCUUGAGAAACUAAGGUAGGAAAGUGUUUGUGCUGCGUCCUGGGAAAACGGAUUAAGCCUGGUUCACUCCUCAGCACCUGGUCUGUUCCUUCCCCUCCUCAGCACCUGGUCUGUUCCUUCCCCUCCUCAGCACCUGGUCUGUUCCUUCCCCUCUGGGCCAAGGAGAGGGUGCCCAUGGUGCUCCUGGAUUGAAGCUCUGGUGGGAGAUACAGGGACUAUGUCACAAAUGGCACCCUAUUCCCUAUAUAGUGCACUUCUAUGGGCCCUGGUCAAAAGUAGUGCAUUAUAAAGGUAAUAGAGUACCAUUUGGGAUUCAACCUGGGUUUAACUGCAACAUCUGCUCUCCUGUUUGCUGUCUGUUUAAAUAUGAGUAGAUAAGUGUGGUCCAUAUGCGUUGUAUUUUAUCCAAUGCAAACAGUCCCUCAGUGAUCUCUAAGCUUCAGAAAUAAUUAUAUCAAAAUCACACAUAGUCCCUGGACCAUAAAUGAAAAUAAGAUUAGUUAACUUAAUUGAUUUACUACAUGUGUUUUGGUGCCUUAAUUUGAACAUUUUCUUGGAUGAGUCCCAAAUGGCAACCUAUUUAUUUUAUAGUGCACUACUUUGGACCAGAGCCCUAUGGGCCCUUGUAAAAGGUAGUGCACUAUAAAAGGAAUAGGGUGCCAUUUGGAAUUCAGACCUUCAGAUAGAGCCAGUUGCCUCAUUUCCCCUUGGAGUUUCCUAAACAGGAUGUUUCAUUGAAGAUUGUCCUCUUUCUGCUUGUUUCCUCUCACAAAUGUAAUUCAUUUCUGGUCAUCUUUUCAUUUUUAUUUCAUAAAUGUGCGUUGGAUUUUGUGUGAACGAGGGGCAUUAAGCUUACCCUGAACAUUCUCAUGGUUUGUGUUUUCAAAUAGCACCCUAUUCCCUAUAUAGUGCUCAUAGAGCUCUGGUAAAAAAUAGUGCACUAUAUAGGGAAUAGGGUGCCAAUUAGGUCAAAACCAUGGUGUGUUCCCAUGCAAAGCCCUCAUAAAACAGAGACACCCCAGUCAGAAUGUGUAUCUUCAAAGUGUUAGAGUCAAUGUUUCUAAACUACACAGGGGAACCUACAUCAGGGUGAAUUGAAUACAGACUUCGUUUUUGUUCUUGCGUGUUGCAAUAGAUAAGCCAUCUAAAACAGCAGGCAUAGCUAGGCUUUACUCGACUGUGGCUGCGUCUCAAAUGACACUCUAUUACCUAUAUGGUGCAUUACUUAUGACCACAGCCCUAUAGGCCCUGGUCAAAAGUAGUGUACUAUGUAGGGAAUAGGGUGCUGUUUGGGAUGUAGCCUGACUGAACUGUUUCUGUGGCAUAUUGGACACAGAUUAACAUAGUAAUCAUACAGCAUCAAAAGGUGUUACUUUUCCAAAACAUCACUGCAGUCCCAGAACAAAGACUUGUCUACUUUUCUUCCUCCAUUUUCACCUCAGUGAGAAGUCCUAGGAUGUGUCCCAAAUGGCACACUUUCCAUACAUAGUGCACUACCUUUAACCAAUGCCCUAUCUUUUGACAAGAGGCCGUAUAGCACAUUUGGGACGAAGUCCUGAAGCGCGAGAAAGGGCCCUGCCUGCCUCGGGAUCAUAAUGACCUCAAUUUUUAUUUUUUACAAUAUAUUUAUUGGCAUUUCUUACAGUUUAACAAUCAUCAGCAAAAUAUGACAAUCCGAUAAUGCCCCCUAAUGGCCUAUAAUUUGACUAAAUCAUUAUUUAUUAGAUGCUAGCUAGGUUUUCUCCAACUCUACAGACAUUAAAGAGAUACUUCAGGAUUUUGGCAAUGAAGCCUGUUGUCUACUUCCCCAGAGUCAGAUGAACCCUUGUAUACUUUUGUCUGCGUGCUAAAGACAUGCUAAAGUCCUGAAGUAUUCCUUUAAAGCCUCUGAAAUGGGGAACAAUUACCCUGAAAGUGCCAUCAGUCACUCCCCAUUUUUUUGACUGAGAAACGGAAAAGCCAUACUCCUCAGAGCGCAGAUGAUCCAGCCUAGAAAUUGGACAGCUUCAAUUUGAUUUCCCCCCUCCGCCACCAUCGCCCGCCGCAUGCUGAAGUUAUCAUGGUGCAUUAAAAUUACACUAUCAGUCAGGCCUCCCCCAUUCCUUUCCAGAAUUCAAAUUAGAAUUAAAUUUAUCCUUUAUCCUCGCUCUUGAUAUUUCCUUUGGCUUCAGUCGCCUUAGCCCAGCCAUAUGGGCCUCUCAUCUGUUUCCUGUUGCUGCUUUGGAAAGGAUGAUCUCUUUCGUUGCAUAGUAUUGAUGACUGGAAUCCGCUUUUCAUUUAUGUGAAUAAUGUGUCCCUUAUUCAGAGUAUAUCCAGAUAAGCUUCAGCUAAAGCCCAGAUCAUGAUAUAUGGGAUGGCCAACGUAGGCUUCAUACUGUGGCCCUUUGACUGUCAGACUGUGCUGCUUGGAGUGUCCACUUGGAAUGUCCACUUAGGUUGUCCACAGAAUGUCCGUCAGAACAUCUCUAUAUUGACUUCCCCAUUGAAUCACAUAUGCAUUCCAUGAUCCAGUGGAAGAAAGAAAUAUACGUGCAUGCCCCUGCACCCAUAGUCAUGUACUCAUUGUCCUAUGUACUCAUUGUCCUAGUAAACAUCCUCCAAAUUGCCCAGCCACCUAUGUGCUCCUAUCUUUCUCUCUAUCAGGACUAGAACGGUCACCAUUACGUUAUGCAUGGAGAGGGCUCGUGAAAGUGUCCCAAAUGGCACCCUGUUCCCUAUAUAGUGCACUACUUUUGACCAUGGCCCUAUAGAGAGACAUACCCUUUCUCACAACCCUUCUUAUUCCCUUUACAUUCUCCACUGCAGCAUCUGUUUAAGACUGCAAGUCCUUAAGGAAACAUACCAUCUGUAAGCCUAGCAGACGAGGUAAGGGCAGUAUGGACUUGUAAAAGCAAGGCAAUUCAACAAUCCUAUGAACAUUUCAUCUUUAUCCAUCAAUCUUUUUGUCCUAAAAGCAAAAGGUCUAUCUAAAUGGAUUUACAGUAUCUGAUUUACUGAAAACAGACCUCUGUUUGCAUGGAAAUACGGGAAGGGGUAGGUAGAACAGGGCAAUAUUAUGUUAGAACAGGGGGAAAUUAUAUUAGAACAAGGGAAUAUUCCAUAGGGACUCCCUGUGUGUUUGAUGGCUAUCUUACCGCAUCAGAGAAUAAUCCUUCAUGUGAAUUUCUAAUAAAAUCAUUGACUUGAUUCUUAAUUAAAAGUCACCAUUUUAAUUAAACAUUUAAUUAAACAGAUUCAUUCUCUGGGAUUUAUACCCAGAGAUGUGACUGUUUUGCUAACUACAAUAUGAGGAUAGAAAAAACAUUUGCUGAUGUGGUUACUGAUAUACCCAGCUGAUGUGGUUACUGAUAUACCCAGCUGAUGUGGUUACUGAUAUACCCAGCUGAUGUGGUUACUGAUAUACCCAGCUGAUGUGGUUACUGAUAUACCCAGCUGAUGUGGUUACUGAUAUACCCAGCUGAUGUGGUUACUGAUAUACCCAGCUGAUGUGGUUACUGAUAUACCCAGCUGAUGUGGUUACUGAUAUACCCAGCUGAUGUGGUUACUGAUAUACCCAGCUGAUGUGGUUACUGAUAUACCCAGCUGAUGAAGAAAUGAGUAUAGGUCCAAAGCCAGCGGCAGCUGUAGCAGUUGGUUGAGUAAUGUUAUCAGAUGGAGAGAAGCGGGCCUUACAUCCUCUCACAAAGAAAAGAUGCAAAAUCUGAUAAUCAAGUUGUAUUGAUCGAGAGCUUCUCAAAACAUCCACUGAGAGACUCACUGACUGAUGCCCUUAGUCAGUAUGUUGUACUCCGGUGCCUGGCUCCCUGCUAUCUGCUACUGUGACCCAGCUGAGAGUAGCUUAAAUCCUUGAGUCCUCACGAAGACUUCUGUUUAGGCCUGUUGAUACUCUGUGUAGAUUAGAUGCUCCAUACGCCUCUGUCUGUGUUCUACAUGAUGGUGCUAAAAGCUAAGGAUUUUUAGACUCAUUAUGUAAAUGUACUACCUGGGAUAAAAUAUAAUCUCAGGAUUAUCUGGGAUAAUUACUGUAAUGAAGUUGCGUUGAGUCUUCAUUUGCAGUAGAUGCUGAUCAAUACCAAAGUCAUCACACACAGGCCUAGACUAGUAAUUCAAUCAAACGCAGUGCAUUUGAGGUAGAAACCCAGGUCAUACUGUGUUUGGUCUAGUUUGUUCUCCACUGAGAGGAAAGUAGACUGCUAAAAAAAAGGGUUUUGAUAUAUCCACUUGCUCAGUGGGCCAGAGGACCCAAGGCUAAUGGUUUCAGCUACUGUCCAUGACCCGGGCAAAAUUAGACUCUUUAUGCACGUUCCAAACGUUCUCAGACGCGAUUCAAAACACACCCUCUCUUCAAAGGGCAGUGCCUCUGGCCAAGAGCCAACACAUACUGCCAACUGUCUUUAUCUGUGUAUAUCAGAACAAAUACGGAGAGAGCUUACUCACACUGAUAAAAUACGCUGUGCGUUCCAAAUAGCACCCUAUUCCUUUUAUAGGGUCCAUAGGGCUCUGGUCAUAAGUAGGACACGAUACAGGGUGCCAUUUUGGACACUGGCUCUGCCUCUCCUGGCCAGACACUGGCACAACUACCUACCAGCUCCACGGUAGCUCCUUGAAAGAUUCAAGGGAGGAUACAUUUCAGCCCAACAUCAUAAAUCAAGAAGUCAUAAUUCGAAGUGAUGAAUUAUUUACUACUUUUAGAAUGUUUUAAGCAACUGUAUUAAAUUAGGAUGACAAAAUGUCACCUUUUGUGUUUUAUCAUCACAACCUUUCAUUUCAGUGAGCCAGUUUCAGUCAAGUGAAAUAAUGAUUCUGUUGCAUUUAGUUAUGAAAUGGCAAAACAAAGCAAUGGCUAUAACCAAACAAUUAUCCCAAACACAUCUAAAUGUCCAACGGUAGCCAUAUGCAGCCAAGCUUCCCUUGCUCCAGUGGCCCUAGGUUAAAGUAAUAGCCAUCCCAUUGGCUGCAACCAAGUGUAACCUCCUUGACAGUAAACAUUGGAAUCCACAGACUAUAAUGGAAUAGAUUUAAGUGGCAUUUCAGUUUUGCAAUGUAUCCAUAUAUUUCCAGAGCAACUGCUGUCAGAACGUCUGAGACGGUAAUAAAACAUUUGCCUGAUUUUUACUCGCACUAAAUUGUACUGUUAUGGAGAGAGAUGGUUAAGUGGGUUUUCCAUUUCAGGGUUAUGGCACCACCAGUAGCAACAAUGUGUGUAACAUGAUAUAGGCCUGCUUUUAAUUUAUGGCCAAUGUCAUGCUUUACAAACCAACCUAUCAAUGGUGUACUAGGCUACAACAAGCAAAUAAAUUGAACUGCUUGUCCUCCAUUGGUAACACUGUCUCUUUUACUAGGAAGGGAGCCUUCUAAGCAUGCCUUGCUAUCUAUGUCAUAUAAGUGCCAUAUCUAAAAUCGCUGCUGUACCAUACAGACAGUGCAUCUCAUGCAUGCUUCAUUGUACUAUAUAAUGUCUACUGUUUCACCAAAGCAGACAAUAGUGAAAUAUCUAGGCCUCCUCCAAAAUUGUUCAUAGAACAGUAGCCUUCAGGCCCUAGGAAUCUGUUACACAUCACUAGAUAAAUACACUGAAAGCACAGGCAACAAUAGAGGUGCAAAAUGAUCAUGUGAAUACAGUAUUAACACUGCUCAACCCCUACUGUACACCAUCACAGUCAGCUCUGCCAUAAUGGCCUGCUGUCAUGGCCAUGAUCGACUGGUGAGAUGUCGAGUGUGAUGGAUGGUGGUGGUGGGGGGUCGUAAACAGAGAGAUAAAGCCUGCGUCCCAAAUGGCACCCUAUUCCCUUUAUAGUUCACUACUUUUGACCAGGGCCCAAAGUAUUGUAGUAUAUAGGUGAAUAGGGUGACAUUUGAGAUGCAGCCAAAAGUAAGAGGGCUGGGUGGAACAUGGCUGAAUGCGCCACCCACACACCACUGUCUCUCUAGGCCUAGGGUUCAUGGGAGCCCCCAUCCAUCAUAUCAAAUCAAUCAAUCAGUUAAUGGACCAAUCACAGCUGUCAGAAAGGCACUUAAUGUAAUAUAUAUACCGCCCCACAAUAUGAUUAUGAUCCCACCAAUCAUAACUAAUAAUAAACUAGUCCUGAAUAUCUCAAAAAAUAUGAGCAUUGUAUUUGGUACAAAUCAUUCCCUAAAUUCUAGACCUCAGCUGAAUCUGGUAAUGAAUGGUGUGGCUGUUGAGCAAGUUGAGGAGACUAAAUUACUUGGUGUUACCUUGGAUUGUAAACUGUCAUGGUCAAAAGAUAUUAAUUCAAUUGUUGUGAAGAUGGGGAGAGGUCUGUCCGCGAUAAAGAGAUGGUUUGCUUUUUUGACACCACACUCAACAAAGCAAGUCCUGCUGGCUCUAGUUUCAUCUCAUCUUGAUUAUUGCCCAGUCAAAUGGUCAGGUGCUGCAAAGAAGGACCUAGAAAAACUGCAACUGGCCCAGAACAGAGCAGCACGUCUUGCUCUUCACUGUAAUCAGAGGGCUAAUAUCAAUACUAUGCAUGCCAGUCUCUCUUGCCUAAAAGUAGAGAAGAGACUGACUGUAUCACUUCUUGUUUUUAUAAGAAUCGUUAAUGUGUUAAAUUCAAAAUUAUUUUCAUAGUCAACUUACACAUAGCACUGAUACACACACUUACCCCACCAGACAUACCAUUAGGGGUAUUUUCACAGUCCCUAAAUACAGAAAAAUUCAAGAAAAUGUACGGUGUUAUGGAACUCCCUUCCAUCAAAGUUUGCUCAAAUGAACAGCAGACCUACUUUCAUGAAACAGAUAAAGCAACACCUCACGGCACAACGCCUCUCCCCUAUUGGACCUAGAUAUUGUGUGUAUGUACUGAUAUAUAGGCUUUGUGUGACGUUUAAAAUAUAUCUAGUUCUGUUCUUGAGCUGUUGACCACUGUCCCGAGUGGCGCAGUGGUCUAAGGCACUGCAUCGCAGUGCUAGCUGUGCCACUAGAGAUCCUGGUUCGAAUCCAGGCUCUGCUGUAGCCGGCCGCAACCGGGAGACCAAUGGGGCGGCGCAUAAUUGGCCCAGCGUCGUCCAGGGUAGGGGAGGGAAUGGCCGGCAGGGAGGUAGCUCAGUUGGUAGGGCAUGGCGUUUGCAACGCCAGGGUUGUGGGUUCGAUUCCCACGGGGGGCCAGUAUGAAAAUAAAAAAGAAUAAUGUAUGCACUAACUGUAAGUCGCUCUGGAUAAGAGCGUCUGCUAAAAUGACGUAAAUGUAAAAAUGUAAAUGUAAUGUUCUGUAUUAUUUCAUGUUUUGUGUGGACACCAGGAAGAGUAGCUGCUGCUAUUGCAACAGCUAAUGGGGAUCCUAAUAAAAUGCAACAAUGGAUCCUUGAUCCUGUGGCCUGUGUCAAUGCAGCAAAAGAGAUGUGUUCUUUUCCUCUCAGCUUAAGAAGGAAGGUCACUAUUGCAUUCCCCCUCAACCAAGAGCACACCAUUCACCACAAGGGUCUUCAUCAUAACAAUAUCUGUCUCCAUCCUAAUGAUCCCAUAAUCAUGUGUGACUCCUGUUGUCUGAUUUUAUUUUAUUUGUAUUUAUCUUUUAUUUAACCAGGGAAGCUACAUUUAGUUUGACGAUUUAAUGCAAGUGAGCCUUGGCCAAGAAAAUAGCAUACAUUUAUUUACACACACAACACAGACAAAUUUCAUUUGUGGAGUAAAAACAGUGCAUAGAAAGAGCCCUCUUGGGCUGACUGCUGGUGGUGAGAUUGACAGAACAGCAGCUGGCUUUUACAGCCUGGGAUUGAACAGGGAUGAUCUGCUCAUCCAGAGAUGUAUUCAUAAAGCCUCGGUCGCUCCCAGUGGUACUCUUCCCUUCCCUCUGGCCUCCAACUCCCCCCAUAUUAAUAUGAUCAGGAUGGGUGUUUUCCAUUUCUGUUAUGUACCAUUCUAUCUGUGAGAUGCUCCCGUUAUGUCCUGAGGCUGGGAAGGAGGAGGAGCUCUGAAAGAGGCCAUUCAGAUGUAAUCCAGGGGAUUAGGAGCCUUUGGAUCAGCUGCUACUGUCAUUUACUGUACUUUACAUUCUACUGUAGGGGCUCCCAUAUAAACAGCCUUUGAUUUUGACCUCCAUGGGGGGAGAAUUGAUAGGGACUGUGAUCUGACAGUAGCCUGGUUUCAAGAUCUGUUUGUACUGUCUAGCCAACUUCCUAUGGUCAUUGUCUGUUUGUGUUGCCUAGCCACCCAUAGGAGUUGGCAAGACAACACUAACAAAUCUGUGACCAGGCUAAUGUGACGGAUCCUUUUGGCUUAAAGUUUGACCCGUCACUUUUCUCUGUCCCGCCCAAACUGGAGUUUUAGAUUUAUGGCAGCGAACAUCUGCUGUCCAUUUGAGAGGAAAUGAUGAGAUUCCUGUACGUCUUUACGUUCACACAGGGCCACACAGACGUGAGUCAGCGCCUGGGGGACAGCUCCACCGACUCCUCCAGGUCAAGGCCGGACUCAGAGCUGUGGCUCCAUUCCUAGGCUACUAUUCACUCCAAACUGGUGUGACUCUCUGGGCCUCCAAGCACUUUUUGAAGUGGUUUUGUUUGGCUGUAGGCAUCAUUUUGUUCUGCUGAAGUCGCAGCCUCUUUUAUUGUGUCUUUGUCCUGACGAAGCUUUAAGCCACAGACAGAACUUAAAGGCCACAUCCUAUCAUAACAUGAAAUAAAUAGCUCACCAGUCACCUGCCCAGGCCAAGCUUGCAUCCCAAAUGGCUCCCUAUGUAGUGCAUCACUUUUGACCAGGGCCCAUAGGGCUUUACAUGAAGAAUAGGGUGCCAUUUGGGAGUCUGUUGUUAUUGAGCCCCAGAGGCCGAAGUCUGUAAACGCUGACCUUUCAGGCCAGACACAGCAGCAGAUAUUGAGUGAGCUUGUCCAUAGGAUGAAAUUCAUCUAAUGUUUAAUCUCCCACACUUCACUACAGGGGAUUUUCUUAACUCUCUUUUGUUACUUUUUAUGGUUGAUUUAGUUUUUUGUCAGUGAAGACAAGCCUUUGAUAAUUCCCUUGGUCCUUGAAACAUCCAAACAUUCCUGUUCCAUUACAUACACAGUGUUAUGAUGUAGAAGAAUAGGGUACACACACACACACACUGAGAGACACACACACACACACACACUGAGACACACACACACACACACUGAGACACACACACACACACUGAGACACACACACACACACACUGAGACACACACACACACACACUGACACACACACACACACACUAAGACACACACACACUGAGACACGCACACACUGAGACACACACACACACUGAGACACACACACUGAGACACACACACACUUUUUCAUAUUCAAUAUUAGUCACCCCCAUUAUUAUGAAAAGGGACUGUGCUCUAAAACUAUCAUUCUAAACAAUGACUGUUCAAAAUAAAAUUAUCCUACUGUGCUCCCAAAUGGUACACUAUUCCCUAUAUAGUGCACUACCUUUGACCAGGGCCCAGUGGGCUCUGGUCAAACAUAGUGCACCAUGUAGGGAAUAGGGUGCCAUUUGGGAACAGCCCAGUGCUCUGUUGAGAGCCAUCUGUUCACAGGUUGCAUGGCAGGCUAAUAUAUGAUAAAGGGUUUCUGUUGUCGCGAAUGCUGAUGGUGCUGUGACCUAUAGGCAGGGUCACACAUGGUGCCCCGGGGUCAUAUGUGUUCAAAGGGGAUAUAGCUGAGUUACAUAUCACAGUGAUUUGACAGAUCACACAUGGCGGUUUCCAACCCUAAACAGGCUUAAUGGGUCUGUUCUUUGGUUAUGGAACCAAUGUUUGUCAGUAAUGAUUUAGGUAUUGAUACAAUGCUUUUUUGGUAAUGAUUGAGAUAAUGUAUGAGGUCAUUUCAUAGAUCCCCAAACAGCCUUAAAUGUGUCUGUCUGUUUCAGUUGUCUGGUUUUGGAAGCAAUGCUUUGUUGUUAAUGACUGGGAUAUUGUAUAAGGCUAUUUCAUUGGACCACCUGAGACAGGAGAGUUUUAAGAGCUGGCCUUUUGGGGCUUUUAAAGAGAUCAUAAAUGGAUGUCCAGAAAAGUUACUGGCUGUGUUUGAAAGUUGAAAAGUCAACUUCUGAUCUCUCUCCUGCUGAUGCUCUCUAGUCACCUGACAUGGCUGUUCGGAGUGGUAGAGUGGUCCUCUGUAGCUCAGCUGGUAGAACACGGCGCUUGUAACGCCAAGGUAGUGGGUUCGAUCCCCGGGACCACCCAUACACAAAAAAAAAAAAAAAAAAUGGCAUAUUAUUAUAUUAUAUUAUAUUAUAUUAUAGAGUCUAACAGAGAUGAUGUCAGGUUUUAAUUAGCUUCGCUCUAUGGGAGCACAGAUGACCUCCACAGCUAUCCUCUCACAUACAUAGAUAGGCAUCCUCUCCCCUCUGUCAUUGUCAUGCAAAGAUCUGCCGGUCUCAUGGUAAUUGCCCCCCAAAUUAACAUAAACACAUUUAGCAUCUCCAUGCCUCUACUCAUACAAGCCGCUGAUGCACGCCUUUGGAACAUCUACAUUUAAAAAGUAUAAUAAAUCAAUUUAAUAUACACCAUCACAAUAAAUCCAUUAUUUAAUUUAGGCAGUUGUAAAGAAAGAUAGUGAAGAAAAUGUAAAUCAGAAGAACAGAAUAGGAGUUGUGUACUGUAUGUUAUCCGGCUCUGCACCAAGCCAUAGGCUGUAGGCUUGUUCAUUUAGCUGACAAGAUAUGCUUAUUCGUCCCAUGCCAUUAUUUUAUAUUAUAUGAUUCUAUAGUAAGAAGAAUAUAAUUGAACUUGGCUGAAUAAAAUAGAAAGUAUAUUUUUCCCAUUCCGGAGCAAGUGCGCAUAUGAAGGCUAUGUUGAGUAUAAAAGUGAUCAUUUGAAACAGGUCCUAUAGGCUACGCUAGAUUUAGUUAUUUGGAAACUUUAGUUGUGAAUGAUACAAACCUUAGAAUGUCUUAGAAAUCUAAACAUAUAUGGGCUGCAUGAUGCGACUAUAGGCUAUUGCUGAUUUGUGAGUCGCAAAAAAAGUGUGCGCUCUGUUCCUUGCCUCAGGCUGCACAACUGUUCUCUCAUCAGGUGAUCAUAUUUUCACCCAUCAGAAUAUUCUCAAUUUAAUCUGGUCUUUUCUAAUAUGUAAUGAUAAUAUUAUCAUUAUCAAAUGGGCAGGAACAGGGGGAAAAAGACAUGUCAUCCGAAUGCACUCGAAUAGCGAACGGAGGCCACUGUCCCACAAGUUUGUUUUUCACUCAUGCUGGAUAGGCGACUCCGGUUAUUUCGCUACACACAUCAACCACUGUUUGAGGAGCAUGCUGCCUCUUGCUGCACGACAGGUGAUAUUCCAACUCUGUAUUCCAUGGGCUCUCCAACCAUGUUCCUGCAGCUACCCAGUGCUUCAUUUGGGAAACCAAGUUAAAUCUGUUCGGAAACAUCGAUAGUAAACUGUUGACAGCUCCUCUCUUUGCUUGCUUGAGAAAGGAAUGAAGGAGAGAGAGUGGAGGAGAUGGAAACGCACGGUGGUGAUGUAUUCAGUAGCUGAAGGUAAUGUGAGCCUAUUAAUUAUGAAAAUAAAUAAAAAAUCCCUAUUACUAGGCUAUUCAAAAUCAAAUGCAACUUCACUAUAAUUGUAGGCUAACUCUGUAAGCCGCCCUGCACAAUCAAUGAACUAACAGCAUCGCCUAGGCCCAUACGUUCUCUCCCAGACUCAUGGAUAGACAUUUUGGAGCAUAACAUAAGGUAACCAGUCCAUCCAGUAUGCAUAAUAAUACAGUCCACACUCAAAGAAGAUUUACUAGAUUUUGUUUAAUUUGGGUGUAUAGGCUAGACCAAUUAUGUUUUUCUGGAUAUGUAAUAUGCAGUAGGCUAUGUAUUGUAUAAUGGCACAAUCAUCAUUUUAAUUCAGGGUUUCUAUCAGGUAUGCGUAUGCAUAAACUCUAAUAUGCGUAUGGGUGUUGAAAGAGCUGUCCAUUUCGUUGUUAGGCUUUGGAACAACAUCCAUAAUGAACCAUGUUUUACACUGUUUCAACCUGUUGUUGAACUUCUUUCUUCAAAUCAAUCACAGUGAGGUGAGUUUUAAAAGCACUAUACUGUUUUGAUGAUAAUGAUGUGAUUUUUGAUUUUAUUUGCAUUGAUGUCAGAGUGGUUAGAGGGACAAUAGAGCGCUGAGUACCAGCCAUUAGUGACCUGAUGAUCGUUAGCGAGUUGGGUACUACCAAUGCAUCUCCAGAGUGCAUAAGAGGAGAUUACUGUGACCCAACGGUCACAUGGAAUACGGUCAACGUAGCAGCCCUAAUCAUCAUCAUCAUCAUCAUCAUUGCUUCUGGGACAAGGUCUGCUCUAUUGUAUAAUGUAGAGACUUAAUAUAUGCCAUUUAGCAGACGCUUUUAUCCAAAGCGACUUACAAUCAUGUGUGGAUACAUUUUACGUAUGGGUGGUCCCGGGAAUCAAACCCACUAUCCUGGCAUGGCAAGCGCCAUGCUCUACCAACUGAGCUACAGAGGACCUCUCUCUCUGGACAAGGGCAGUUUAAUAAGUAAGCAGGCGAGCCAGGUGAUGUGUUUUAAUGGGCCAUGGUUGUCUGUUAAGAGUGGGCUUAGAGACAAUGGAAGGAAGUUGGUGAGUGAUGUGUGGCCUGAGGAUGUAGCUAGACUAUCUACUGUUCACACCACUUUGCUUUGUUCUUGGUUACGUCCCAAAUUCACCCUAUUCUCUUUACAGUUCAUAGGGCUCUGGUCAAAAGUAGUGCACUAUAUAGGGAAUAGGGUGCCAUUAGGGACACCACACUCCAUGGUUAUGAAUAAUACAUUAGUAUACAUUAGUUUGAUUCAUGUUAUUUGAGGCUCUACCAGUGGCGGCUCCUGAAAAAAUUCUCAGGGGGGGCAAUUUUUCUGAUGAUUUAGGUGACCUACACACAUUUUAAAAAAGAUAUGUCCAGCAACAACAUGAAGACAGGGGCAGCAUAUAAGUCAAUACCAGAAGCAUUUAUUGACUGAUCUCAAAAGUGUUGGCUUACCAGGGUUGGUGGAGCCCUCAGUUUCAUCUUUGCCUCGCAAAGCUAACUCAAACACUCCGCAAAACGUCACACACUGGAUUAGCCGGCUGAGGAUGUGGCGGUUCUUGCUAAUGUCGUAGUAAAUAUAUUUGUUAUAGUGAAUAUGGAAUAUGAUAUGUUGAGUAAAAUGUUGUGCUAAGAUCCAUUUAGGUCAGGAGCUGGUUAUAAGUUCUGUUCCUAUCCAAUAACAAUGGACAAAAGGGUCCUAUCUUGUCAGUUUCAGUUCUCCAGUAAACUUGUGAUUAUCAACACUAACCUCAUCGUUGUGGCGGCGGACAGCUAGCCUGUAUCCCUCAUCCAGUUGAGUGGGAAUGUUCACUCUCCCCAAAGCAGACAAUCUCAAACAGCUAUCCAUGUGGGUCUUUGACAGCUCAUGUUUCUUAAUCUUUCCUGAAAGAUGGUGCAUGUCCGUUACACACCAGUCGCUGUCCAAGCGGUGCUGUCUGCCGUGCCGCCUUCAGGGUGAAAGAGUAAGCAGGGGGUAGCAGAAGACUGCAUUAGCUACAUCGCAGCCUGCUAGCCAGGUUUUUCGUUCGUACCAAUUUUUUGAAAAUCCUCGGGUGUAGGACUUCCCCCCUUUAGUAGAAACCUGUUGAAUUAUUAAAUUUGGUCUGGGAGGUCCUAAUUGUUUCGUUGCCAAUUUAUCUUCAUUUGUUCGCCGACAAAAAGUAACUUAUUUCAAAGAGACAAUCGAGUUGCACUGAACGCUAUAGCCAUCUUGAUAGUAGUACGUGAAUUGAUUGAUGAGGCUACCCGCUCUUUUCUUAGUUACGUUCAUGGUUAUGUUACGUAUGACGAAAGCGCGUAAGUGCAAGCCCUCAGAAACCCAUAGAGAUUGUAUUGAAAGCUCUGAUAUUUGAAAAAAAUAGAUUUUACAUGGGAGUCUAUGACAGACUUCUGGGCGAUUUUCAACCUGACUGAAAUCGCCCCAAAAGGGGGGGGGGCCAUUUGAAGCACGACUUUAGCCUGAUUGGACAUUUAGUGGCACUGUGGCAGAUCAGACGUCUAGAUUACAACACUGAUAACUACUGUUGCCGUGAUAUAAUUGAUUAGAAAAAAAAUCCCUUCCUUUUCCCGUUUGGCAGUGCGUCGCCCAUAUCGCCCUAUUGAACACACCGCCCCUGGGCUCUACUACUGUGUAUUAAAGUCCAGUUUCUGGACCAUUUCCCAGCUAUGCUGAUAGAAACAGGGCACACUAUUCCCUAAUGUACAGUAGUGCACUAUAGGCUCUGGUCAAAGGUAGUGUACUAUAUAGGGAAUAGUGUGCUAUUUGGGACACAGCCUUGUCCAAAUGGGCCACCACCACGCUCAUGUAGUAUUUCCUCCCUCUCUCUCUCCCCCUUGCAGCAACAGACUAGCGCCUAGCAACCAUGACCGGAUACAGCGGCUGAGGCACGAGUUCCAGCAGGCCAGGGGGGACGACGACCCUGACGACCGGAGACGCACCUACAGCUUCGAGCAGCCCUGGGUGAGUGUCUGAGACCGGGCUGAGAACCAGACCGGGCCUGCCUGGCUCUCCAUGGAUGACCUCCAUGGACCCCCUCACUAACCACCACCAACCACCACCUCCACUGUCAGCCUAGGAGGGCUGCUAAUACCCUGGCUGGCUGGCUGGCUGGCUGGCUGGCUGGCUGGCUGGCUGGCUGGCUGGCUGACAGGUUGACUGGCUAGCUGGUUGGCUGGCUGGCUGGCUACAUCGUGGAGCCUCCUACUACCACUAACCUCACAACCACCGGGUUUGGCCUGCCCUGAGUAUGGACUGUCCAUUAUGACACUGACUGAACAACCUCAGCCUAUGGAGCUUCUUCUCAUUAACUCCUCUAUGGGUCUCCCACCUAACCCAGGCUCUUCUCUAAUAGGGUUGUUCCAUAUGAUUUCAACGACCGUAACAGGUUUGACGACUUCAUCUUAAAUCAGCCAUAAAUCCCCUUGUGACAGGGGAAUGGAAGCUUGUUGUGUCCAACAGGGAGGGGCAAUUGAAUGCUAGCGUCACAAUUUUUGUAUUUUUAAAACAUUUCUUGCCUGUCUAUCUAUCUAUGGGUAACAGGGUUGAUGUGUUAUGCUCAUCCCGCUCAGUUUUCUACCACAAUACACCAGAAAAUGAGUAGAACCAGCUCACCUGCUUUUACACUGUGACUAUUAGAUGUUCAGUCUUUUUUUCUUUUUUUAAGGAAUAGUUUCACCAUAUUAAAAUGAGAGUUCAGUUCAUGUAACAAGGUUGACCUUAAAAUGAGGGACUGUUUUUUUUUCCCCCUUAAAAGGAAUCACUAAUAACAUGAAAUAAAUAAUAAUAUUCAGAAAUGACUUUGUCAAAGCAACAAAAUAACUAGGGCUUUAGAAUGAUGGUGAAAACUUGUAGAAACUGUUGGGGUUAAGUGGAGAAAUGUUGGGGUUAAGUGGUUUAAAAUCUUCCUAGAAGUCAGAGGGUGUAUGGAGGGACAUGUUAAAAUCCUUAGUUUUGGCACUUUAGUCUUUAUUCAUAUUUAAAGUCAGAUUUAUUGAAUUCUCCAUGUGGUCUAUAUUAAAAGGCACUUCAUUGAAUAUAACAGGCUUUUAUCGUUCAAUAUUGGUGCACAAUUUCGACAUUAAAUAUCAAAGGGACGCAAAAGGCACUCUUUUUGUGGAGUGACCCAGAAGUGCUCAAAGUUUAAGUUAUAAAAUACUUUGACAACCCCGUUUGUAAGCUUUUAAAUGAUAUCAAACUCAACCUUUUUGACCACUUCUACCACAGGCAAACAUGUAUGGAAGGUUUUGUUCAAAUCAAAAGGGGUGCAGUCAGAAAGGGAUUGAAAUCAUAUGGAACGACCCAAUAACUCUUACAACAACGUUUGAGUCCCAAAUGGCACCCUAUUCCCUAUGUAGUGCACUACUUUUGACCAGAGGCCUAUGGGACCUGGUUAAAAGUAGUGCACUACAUAGAAAAUAGGGUGCCAUUUGGGAUGUGACCAACAUCUCCACCUGCAUGUGUCUAGGAGCAUGUGACCCUCUGGCACGCUCACCUGACCUCUAACCCCACCCGUCACAACCACCACCCCCAUCGUACCACCCUUCUCAUCCCAUCUGCCAUCAAUGCUAUCUGUUGGUCUGUCUGUCUGUCUGUCUGUCACUCACAAAAGAAGGACCCGCCCACCUUCUCAUGGACCAAUGGACUCCUGUCUGUGUGUGUCUAAUUGUGGGGGGUGCUUUCAGUGUGAUAAACACAGCUUGUCGGUUUUAACUGUGCCUUUUUAGAGAAGAGGUUUAGGUGGUGUGGAUUGUUUUGGAAUUUGUACUCUCUUUUGAUGGCAUGGCCACAAAAAUAGGAUGAGUGUUAACUUAUGCCUUCAUAAUUCUUAAAGACAGUAAGACCAUUCUAUGAUGUAAUUUAAGGUAUCUGGUCCCUAUAUUAAGACUGCACUAUGUCCCAUUUUACCAUCCAUUGCACCAGCAGUAUGCCUUAAGUAUACAUUUUACAUUCUGUCUGUUACGUCGUCGUAAAAUGAUGAAUUAUCAGCUAAAUCAUUUGCCUAAUGGUUGAAAGUCACUACUUUAAUAUUUCUAUAUUGUUGUGUGAUGUCUUUGUCCAUAUAACCACUGCUGUAUAUAUUUAAAUAUUUGUUGUAUUAACCUAUACAUUGUUAUGACGUACAUUUUUACUAAUUCAACUUUCAUCACUUAGGCCUAUAUAUGUGUGAUGUUGUUUUUAGUGCUGGUUUAGACACUGUCAACAUGUAGCUUUUUAUAAUCUUUAUAUGGCGUUUAUAUUAUGUUGUCUAAGGAUUGAUUUUAAUGAAUUUUCCAACAGUUGUAAACUGAGAGCUCAUGAACAGACUCCAUUGACCUCUGGGGCUGUAUGAAUCAGGUGGAUCAGAGUAGAAGGACUGAGCUAGGAUCAUUCAUUGUGAUCUCAAAUGCAGAACUGAUCCUAGAUCAGCAGUCCUACUCUGUGACGUGUCAUAAAUACGGGCCCUGGGCUUCUUUUAUAGGGGAUGAUGAUAAAUCAAAUAAAAAGCUUGGUCUUGUUUUGAGACACUGAGUGUGCUAUGUGUGUGGGAAAGGGCUUUCAAGCUGCACUUUGUUUCUCUACACAGUAAAGCAUGCACAUACAGGUUGUGUCCCAAAUGACACCCUAUUCCCUAUAUAAUGCACUACUUCUGACCAGAGCCUUAUGGGGAUAGGGUGCUAUUUGGGACUCAGACAUGGUCAUUAAAGGGGCAAUCUGCGGUUGCUACAUCCAUUUUUGGACUAAUAAAUGAAUGAUAUGUACCCAUUGAUUCUUGAAGAAUAUAACUUAUAAAUGCCUCAUGAGCUUAGUUCAACUGUCGUACCCCAUCAGAACCCAAAAUAAAAGCUUGUUAUACUCCAAUGUUUGUAAACAAUGUAAAUGUAAACAAACAUUACAUAGCCUCAAACAUGGUUUAAACUAUACAUGUGAUAUAAUGGAUGGUCAGUCCUUGCAUCCAUAGCUCUGUCUAUUACAUUUCUCUAGCCCCAUCACUCAGCCGUUUUAAAGUCCUUAAUAAUACCAUCACAUUGUUUGUUUACAUUACUGGUAGAAAGCAAAGUUACCAUGUUCCCAUGACCGCACCAUUUAAGGGACAGAGUCAGACAUGAUUGCCGUCACAAUUUAUUUCUAAAUAACAGAAUAACCAACCUCUUACAGAACCGCACAGUAAUCAACAGUAAUUUUGUGUUAUUAGAUUUUUUUCCAUGCCAUACUAAUUGCCAUAGUAUGGAAAAUGGUAACAUAUGUAGCUGAAACUCAAUUAUGCUCCCUGUGCAUAUACAUACAUUGUGGCUUUGUCCCAAAUAGCACCCUUUCCCCUAUAUUGCGCAAUGCUUUAUGCACUAUAUAGGGGAUUGAGUGCUAUUUGGGACGCAGAAUGCAUUUGUAGCUGUGUUAUCAUUAGAGUGAAUUGAUCAGAAUAAGACGCCCUAUACAUCAGAACAUUAACCCCAUCAGUCCAGCACCACCCACUCCAUUCCAUUUAGCUUGAGGAGACAGACUCAGUACAUAAAGUUCAAUUAACAUCUUCAUGCCUUCUGUAGUGGCCAUAGUGUCUGAUCUAGAGUCUAGACUAGUGUCACAAGUCCAAAUAAAUAGAAUUACACAAUGGGUAGACUACACUCAAUAUGGCCAUUGGCCCACCCAUCACCGAACGCUGACUUGAAUGGGAAUGUCUGUUCUAGUAAUUAUAUUUCUAUGGUCAAGUCUGCAAGAAGAAUGAGUUCUCUACAUACACAAGGUGAAUAGAGUUCUGGGAAUUCCACUCUGGGGCCCAUAGGGUAAACAGUGAAGGGAGAGUACAGCCAUGUGGAAGCACUGACCCUAUCACUGUGAGUGUUCUUAGCAGGCUUUGAUAUUACAGGUCAGGCCAGCCCUGUGCAUUAUCUCCGCUAUAGCCCGCUGGGGCCUGCUGUCUCUUUUCUCCGAAGUCCAGCCUGUCUGUAGUUGUGUGCUGCAAAUCACUUCCCUAAUGAUCCGGUUCUGCAUGCUGUUUAGUUAGGUGUUCCUGGUUAGCGGAGGUUAGACAGCUCUACCUCUGAUUGCUACCCCUCUGGAUGGUAUAUUUCUCACUGUAGUACUUUGGUCCAGAGGAGAGCGGAGGAAUGUGUCUUGUGUUCUGACGGGAGAAAAAGUUUUGGAAAUGGGUACUACCUAAACUCGUCCAAUAAGAACACAGAUUGUCACUUUGCGUUGCAAAACCUUCUGCUACGGUGUGACCUACUGAACACAACCCUGUUUCCUUGGCUAAUUCCAUCACAGUGACUGAUAGACUGUGAUGCUUCUACGUUGGGGAACCUUUAUUGCAGUCAUUUACCACACUGAGAGCAGUGCAUCCACAGGGGCUGCUUUCGCCAGCCAAAAGCAUUAUAUUGCCUCUGUAUUUUAUCUUAGCGCCUUCCACAUUCAUUUUAAUACCUCGAUUAGCUUUAUGGGUCGUGGUUUUCUAGCUUUGUUUCCUCAUGUUACGAAGUUAUUAUUUCAAGACACUAAAGGGAUCAUGUAUAUCCAAUGCCACCAUAUUGCAAACUGUAAUUUACGUAUGCAAUAUGUAAUAUGCGCAAUGAAAUUCACAUCUGGAAAUUACUAUGCGAUAGCUAGCGACAUGGAUGGAGAUCAGCUACCUUUAGGUGUCCCUGGCCUGUUCCAUGGUCUGGCUGGGGUCGCCAUGGCAACAGAUAGAGUGCGACAGCACAUCAACAGCCCAGGUUAUGCCAAUCAAUCCCAGAUUGCAGGGAUUCAUUAGGUUUAAUGUGGGUGUCCCUGCGAUGACGAGACAAAUCGCUUUAUGGCUCUCCCACCGCUAGAGCGUGGCACUCUGGAUGAAUACUUGGCACAGCCCAUCAAAGUAAUUAGAUAGCCUUUGUGUUAUGACUGAUCUGCAGCCAUUACACCCACCUCCUCACUAAUGAAAGAUGGGGAAGGAGAACAAAGACGUGGUAGUUAGUCGUUACGCUGACAUGUUUCAGUGUGUUCCAUGGAGGAUAUAUGGAUGUGUGACUGAAAUGGCACCCUAUUCCCUUAUAUAGUGCACCAUUGUUGACCAGACCCCGGUCAAAAGUAGUGCACUAUGUAGUGUAUAGGGUGCCAUUUGGGAGGCAUCCACAGUCACCUGCCAGGAGGGGCUGGAGAUAAGUGAAUGAUGAUGCUGUUCCUCCGUGGCGUGCCGUGGCAUACACUGGUUGUUCAGGAUGGUUAAUGACCUGUGCUAGGGAGUCGGUUGGGAGGUGAAGAGAGGAAGCCAUUUGCUUCAUUAACACCACAGUACUAACAUCCAUCACAUCUCAUCUCCGUCCACCCUGCAUCUCCAGCAUGCUCCUCCGUCCUCUCCUCUGUCUGUCAGUCUAACCUCUGUUUGACCUGGCCACGAUGAAGGACAAGAGCAGGUCAUGUCUGGAUGGCUCCUGGUAAGUGUAUUGCAGAGCCAUAUAUUUAGAGAGUUUGGCAAACCUUUAGCACCUAUUUAUUCAUAGGUUCAUGUACUGUAAAUGCGUCCUAAUACAUUUGGUAGAAUCUCAAUGUCCAAACUAAAUGUAUGGCUCUGGUGUACUGUAUGUCUGAUAGUUGUGUGUGUUGAAUAACCAGGAUGUUGGCCCCUCCCUCUUUCAGCCCAACAACACCAACACAGGCCCGUACCAGACAGACAGACAACAGACGGGCCGUCACUCUGUGUCUGUAGAGGUGCAGAGACAGAGACAGAGGCAGGAGGAGAGAGACGCCUUCCAACAGGCGCAGAGACAGUACAGCUCCCUGCCACGGUGAGAGCGAGAGAGAGUCUGUGUCUGCGUGCGUGCGUGCGUCUGUGUAACAGAGAGAGAGGGAGAGAACACACAUAGGCCAUACAAUGUUUUCCACGGUCAUCAUAAUCCAUAUAUCUUUUUUUUUAAAUUUACAUUUGAGUCAUUUAGCAGAUGCUCUUAUCCAGAGCGACUUACAGGAGCAAUUAGGGUUAAGUGCCUUGCUCAAGGGCACAAUGACAGAUUUUUCACCUAGUCGGCUCGGGGAUUUGGGCAAGCGAUGUUUCGGUAACUGGCCCAACACUCUUAACCGCUUGGCUAACGGCCGUGACCAUGGUAUUAUGCAUUCAUAUACAUAACAUCAGCCUACUAUUAUCAGCCCACAUAUACAAAUGGGUUAUUCCUGUCAAAGCACAAAACCCACAGACACAUAUCAAAUCAAAUGUUAUUGGUCACAUACACAUAUUUAGUAGAUGUUAUUGCGGGUGUAACGAAAUGCUUGUGUUCCUAGCUCCAACAGUGCAGUAGUAUCUCACAAUUCACAACAAUACACACAAAUAUAAAGUAAAAGAAUGGAAUUAAGAAAUAUAUAAAUAUUAGGAAGAGUAAUGUUGAAGUGGCAUUGACUAAAAUACAGUAGAAUAGAAUACAGUAUAUACAUAUGAUAUGAGUAAAGCAGUAUGUAAACAUUAUUAUUAAAGUGACUAGUGAUUCCAUGUCUAUGAAUGUAGGGCAGCAGCCUCUAAGGUGCAGGGUUGAGUAACCGGGUGGUAGCCGGCUAGUGAUGGCUAUAUAACAGUCUGAUGGCCUUGAGAUAGAAGCUGUUUUUAAUUCUCUCGGUCCCAGCUUUGAUGCACCUGUACUGACCUCGCCUUCUGGAUGGUAGUGGGGUGAACAGGCCGUGGCUCUGGUGGUUGAUGACCUUGAUUAUCUUUUUGGCCUUCCUGUGACAUCGGGUGCUGUAGGUGUCCUGGAGGGCAGGCAGUGUGCCCCUGGUGAUGCGUUGUGAAACCGUAGUCUGGGGCUACGUCCCAAAUGGCCCCCUAUUCCCUACAUAAAGUAUGAUUUUGACCACAGCCCUAUAGGCCCUAUAGGCCCUGGUCAAAGUAGUCCACAAUGUAAGGAAUAAGGGGCCAUUUGGGACGCAGCCAGGCUGAAUAACAUUACCAGCCCCAGUAAUCUGACAUGAUCUGACAUGAGAUAAUGUGGUUACCUUUGAUCUACAUGAUAUGUGUGUUAUUACAGAAAGUGGUGUGUCUGUCUGUGGCUUGUGAUUGGCUGAGGGGUUAGAGGAUAGUUCAUGUUUGUGAUUGACUGAGGGGUUAGAGGAUAGAUCAUGCUUGUGUAGUGGUAAGCUGCUAAAUGAGCUGGAUUGGACUGUACUGUGGAUGGUAGGUGUGUUGUGGUAGCGAUGACUGUGUGUACAGGUGUGUGUGUGUUGGGCAAACCCUAAUCAGUUUAGUUAACUUUAGGGGGUGGUUUUCCCCAGACCCUCCACAAUUACAGUACACUAAACUUUCAAGGCCUGGUGGAUGUUGAAAACAAGUAGCUCCAACCACAACAAAUUGCAAACCUUGCUAGUUACCGUAGAAACUGGAGGAAGCGUGUGAUCGAACUGCUCUGCAGCUGAACCAUGAUGAUGAUAUACUGUAUGCUAACUACUACAGUCAGUGGUGAGUUUGAACCAAGGGACACAUUUUACAGUAACCUGAGAUACACUACAUUACCAAAAGUAUGUGGACACCUGCUCGUCAAACAUCUCAUUCCAAAAUCAUGGGCAUUAAUAUGGAGUUGGUCCCCCCUUUGCUGCUAUAACAGCCUCCGCUCUUCUGGGAAGGCAUUCCACUAGAUGUUGGAACAUUGCUGCAGGGACUUGCUUCCAUUCAGCCAUGAGCAUUAGUGAGGUCGGGCACUGAUGUUGGGCGAUUAGGCCUGGCUCGCAGUCAGUGUUUAAUUUUUAGAUGGGGUUGAGGUCAGGGCUCGGUGCAGGCCAGUCAAGUUCUUCCACACCGAUCUCGAAAAACCAUUUCUGUAUGGACCAUUAUUCCUCCUACACCAAACUUUACAGUUGGCACUAUGAAUUGAGGGUAGGUAGCGUUCUCCUGGCAUCCGCCAAACCCAGAUUCGUCCGUCGGACUGCCAGAUGGUGAAGUGUGAUUCAUCACUUCAGAGAAUGUGUUGGCACUGCUCCAGAGUCCAAUGGCGGCGAGCUUUACACCACUCCAGCCGACACUUGGCAUUGCGCAUGGUGAUCUUAGGCUUGUGUGCGGCUGCUCGGCUAUGGAAACCCAUUUCAUGAAGCUCCCAACGGACAGUUCUUGUGCUGACGUUGCUUCCAGUGGCAUUUUGGAACUCGGUAGUGAGUGUAGCAACCGAGGACAGACGAUUUUUACGAGCUACGUGCUUCAGCACUCGGCGGUCCCAUUCUGUGAGCUUGUGUGGCCUACCACUUCGCGGCUGAGCUGUUGUGACUUCUAGACAUUUUACAUUUACAUUUUAGUCAUUUAGCAGACGCUCUUAUCCAGAGCGACUUACAGUUAGUGAGUGCAUACAUUAUUAUUUUUUCAUACUGGAAUCGAACCCACAACCCUGGCGUUGCAAAUGCCAUCCCUGCCGGUCAUUCCCUCCCCUACCCUGGACGACACUGGGCCAAUUGUGCGCCGCCCCAUAGACGUUUCCACUUCACAAUAACAGCACUUAGAGUUGACCGGGGCAGCUCUAGCAGGGCAGAAAUUUGACGAACUGACUUGUUGGAAAGGUCGCAUUCUUUGACAAGUGCCAUGUUGAAAGUCACAGCGCUUCAGUAAGGCCAUUCUACUGCCAAUGUUUGUCUAUGGAGAUUGCAUUGCUACAGUGGGGAAAAAAAUUAUUUAGUCAGCCACCAAUUGUGCAAGUUCUCCCACUUAAAAAGAUGAGAGAGGCCUGUAAUUUUCAUCAUAGGUACACGUCAACUAUGACAGACAAAUUGAGAUAAUAAAUUCCAGAAAAUCACAUUGUAAGAUUUUUAAUGAAUUUAUUUGCAAAUUAUGGUGGAAAAUAAGUAUUUGGUCACCUACAAACAAGCAAGAUUUCUGGCUCUCACAGACAUGUAACUUCUUCUUUAAGAGGCUCCUCUGUCCUCCAGUCGUUAUCAGUAUAAAAGACACCUGUCCACAACCUCAAACAGUCACACUCCAAACUCCACUAUGGCCAAGACCAAAGAGCUGUCAAAGGACACCAGAAACACAAUUGUAGACCUACACCAGGCUGGGAAGACUGAAUCUGCAAUAGGUAAGCAGCUUGGUUUGAAGAAAUCAACUGUGGGAGCAAUUAUUAGGAAAUGGAAGACAUACAAGACCACUGAUAAUCUCCCUCGAUCUGGGGCUCCACGCAAGAUCUCACCCCGUGGGGUCAAAAUGAUCACAAGAACGGUGAGCAAAAAUCCCAGAACCACACAGGGGGACCUAGUGAAUGACCUGCAGAGAGCUGGGACCAAAGUAACAAAGCCUACCAUCAGUAACACACUACGCCGCCAGGGACUCAAAUCCUGCAGUGCCAGACGUGUCCCCCUGCUUAAGCCAGUACAUGUCCAGGCCCAUCUGAAGUUUGCUAGAGUGCAUUUGGAUGAUCCAGAAGAGGAUUGGGAGAAUGUCAUAUGGUCAGAUGAAACCAAAAUAGAACUUUUUGGUAAAAACUCAACUCGUCGUGUUUGGAGGACAAAGAAUGCUGAGUUGCAUCCAAAGAACACCAUACCUACUGUGAAGCAUGGGGGUGGAAACAUCAUGCUUUGGGGCUGUUUUUCUGCAAAGGGACCAGGACGACUGAUCCGUGUAAAGGAAAGAAUGAAUGGGGCCAUGUAUCGUGAGAUUUUGAGUGAAAACCUCCUUCCAUCAGCAAGGGCAUUGAAGAUGAAACGUGGCUGGGUCUUUCAGCAUGACAAUGAUCCCAAACACACCGCCCGGGCAACGAAGGAGUGGCUUCGUAAGAAGCAUUUCAAGGUCCUGGAGUGGCCUAGCCAGUCUCCAGAUCUCAACCCCAUAGAAAAUCUUUGGAGGGAGUUGAAAGUCUGUGUUGCCCAGCGACAGCCCCAAAACAUCACUGCUCUAGAGGAGAUCUGCAUGGAGGAAUGGGCCAAAAUACCAGCAACAGUGUGUGAAAACUUAGUGAAGAUUUACAGAAAACGUUUGACCUGUGUCAUUGCCAACAAAGGGUAUAUAACAAAGUAUUGAGAAACUUUUGUUAUUGACCAAAUACUUAUUUUCCACCAUAAUUUGCAAAUAAAUUCAUUAAAAAUCAUACAAUGUGAUUUUCUGGAGAAAAAAAUUCUCAUUUUGUCUGUCAUAGUUGACGUGUACCUAUGAUGAACAUUACAGGCCUCUCUCAUCUUUUUAAGUGGGAGAACAUGCACAAUUGGUGGCUGACUAAAUACUUUUUAUCCCCACUGUAUGUGCUAGAUUUUAUACACCUGUCAGCAUGGGUGUGGCUGAAAUAGCUGAAUCUAUUCAUUUGAAGGGGUGUCCACAUACUUUUGUGUAUAUAGUGUAUGUUCCCUCCCGAGUGGCGCAGUGGUCUAAGGCACUGCAUCGCAGUGCUAGCUGUGCCACUAGAGAUCCUGGUUCGAAUCCAGGCUCUGUCGUAGCCGGCCGCGACCGGGAGACCCAUGGGGCGGCGCACAAUUGGCCCAGUGUCGUCCAGGGUAGGGGAGGGAAUGGUCGGCAGGGAUGUAGCUCAGUUGGUAGAGCAUGGCGUUUGCAACGCCAGGGUUGUGGGUUCGAUUCCCACGGGGGGCCAGUAUGAAAAAUAAAAAAAUAAUGUAUGCAGUAACUAACUGUAAGUCGCUCUGGAUAAGAGCGUCUGCUAAAUGACUAAAAUGUAAAUGUAACAGCGAAGCCCCAAUAUGCUCUGGACCCUACAUUCUCCAGUCAGCAAUGAAUUAUCACCAAGAUGUAAUCUCCUAGUCUCCGAGCUAGUACUUCAUCAGUUCGGCUUAAUCCUCUGUUGUUGAUACAGAUUCCCGCUUGAUAAAUAUUUGAAGAAGCAGCUUUGUUUAAGGCGGAGAUUUAUUGUACAAAUGUCUCCGAUGCCUGGUCAAAGAAACAUCCUGUGGCUUUGUGGUGUAAUAUCAUUGUAAUUCUAUUAAGGCCAGUUGUGUUUAGAUAAACCUGUUUGUAUUAUCUUAAGAAUCUGAUUGUUUACCUUCAAAAUUCCAUUGUAUGACCAGACCACAGGCUUGGAGUAAUAUGGGGCCUGGUAUCAGCUUGUGUGAUUUUGAUGGAUUUCAUAUGGCCCCAGACACACACACACACACACAACCGCUGCCAUUGGUUGAAUGGCUGAAUCAUGGCCUAUGCGUUCAAAAACAGCUUUCGUUUCAGAUUAAGGUCAGUUUCCUCUUGGUGAAGCUUUGAUAAACAAGGGGUUCCAAUUCAAAUAAACCUCAUUUGAACAAUGACUGUUGUUGAGAGCCCAUAUUCAUCAAUGACACAGCAUUGAUCUCGCAGCCAAAGUCAUGCCAUUUACAGCAGGACCAAAUGGCCUCCGUCUGCAACAGCUGCCGUAGCUUUGGUCUCUUUAGAACACUGUCUAAGUGCGUCCCAAAUGGCACCCUAUUCCCAAUAUAGUGUACUACUUUUGACCAGAGCCCUAUGGGCCCUAGUCAAAAAUUGUGCACUAAGGGAAUAGUGUGCCAUUUGGGCCGCAGAGAGUGUGACUAAUGCCACAUGUUCCUACUCCUUCCCUCCUCUCACUUACUCUAUUUACAUCAUAUGUACGGUACUGGCACAAUAUCUAAUGGAGAAGAGAUAGCUGGUUUACAUUACUCACAGAGAAACAGCCCAACUGUGUCUUUUAUGUCAAUGUAUGAAAUGAAAUAAUAUGUGGAGGAUGAGGAGACCCAUCUUUUGAAAUUGGAAUUGUUCAAUCAAGGGUUUAAUGUAAAUUGUUGGGUUUGUGUUUCUAUGUAUGUUAUGGGUUGAAAGAAAGCAUAUCUACACUGAACAAAAAUAUAAACACAACAUGUAAAGUGUUGGUCCCAUGUUUCAUGAGCUGAAAUAAAAGAUCCCAGCUUAUUUCUCUCAAAUUGUGUGCACAAAUGUGUUUACAUCCCUGUUAUUGAGCAUUUCUCCUUUGCCAAGAUAAUCCAUCCACCUGACAGGUGUGGCAUAUCAAUAAUCUGAUUAAACAGCAUGAUCAUUACACAGGUGCAACUUGUGCUGGGGACAAUAAAAGGCCACUCUAAAAUGUGCAGUUUUGUCACAAAACAGAUGUCUCAUGUUUUGAGGGAGUGUGUAAUUGGCAUGCUGACUGCAGGAAUGUCCACUAGAGCUCUUGUCAAUUGAAUGUUCAUUUCUCUACCAUAGGCCACCUCCAAUGUCAUUUUAGAGAAUUUGGUAGUACGUCCAACCAGUCUCACAACCGUAGACCACGUAUAUGUCGUCGUGUGGGUGAGCGGUUUGCUGAUGUCAACGUUGUGAACAGAGUGCCCCAUGGUGCCGGUGGGGUUAUGGUAUGGGCAGGCAUAAGCUACGGACAACGAACACAAUUGCAUUUUAUCGAUGGCAAUUUGAAUGCACAAAAAUACCGUGACUAGAUCGUGAGGCCUAUUGUGUGGUCAAAUGUUUUUGUAUUCUGUAUUCCCAGUCAUGUAAAAUCCAUAGAUAUGGGCCUAAUUUAUUUAAAUUUACUGAUUUCCUCAAAUGAACUGUAACUCGGUAAAAUCAAUGAAAUUGUUGCGUAUUGCGUUUUAUAUUUUUGUUCAGUAUAUUUCUAUCCGGUCAUCUUCACACAAAGGUCUGGUAUCACACAAAUGUCUCAUCAUUGUUUUUCUUCAAAUACAGAAAUAAUAAGGUAUCUUCUUCCCAGCUGGUUGAUAAACCCACUAAUUAUGCAUGGCUCUGAGACAAAAGCCUGUUAGUUGCAGACCUGGGUUCAAAUACUAUUUGAAAUCUUUCAUAUACUUUGAGUGUUUGCUCUAUCCUUCCUAGAGUGCCAGGUGGGUGGGGUUUAGAGUUUUGGGACUAUUCUAUUGGUCCACAGAUAAAGUAUUUGAAAUGAUUUCAAAUAGUGUUUGAACCCAGGUCUGGUUGGUUGAUGUUAUUGUGUCUGUUCCAUUUCUCCUGCCCCUGAGAUAAGCAGUGGUCUAGGCCUGAACACUCAUGCAUAUCAUAUGGGCUGAACAAAGAGAGCUCACAAAGUGCCCAGUCAAGCAUGAGUCGGGUGAUGUCACACACACUGACUGACUGUAUGUUGUAGGGAAGAAGGAGGCUGACAGCUCCUCCUUUUUAUAUACCAUGUCAGAUUUCUACUUUGAAACCACCAGCGUGACAUAGUGGGACCGGUUGAGUCUCAUUUGCAACAGGGCUGCUAUUACUGUCUGUCGAACCCAAUGGGCCUGUCUGUCCUUCACAGUAGGGCUAUAUGGAGGGGAAUGGCUGUGUCACUGUCCCUCUAGGUUUAUGUGCUUCUAUGUUUUUAUUGUGUGCUAAAUUGGUUAUGGGUGGUGCUGGGUUUUGUCUGACCCGGUCUCUCUGGAAUCUCCUCUCUUUCCGAGUCAUUGCACCCUUUCUCUUUAAAACCCUCUUAACAUCUUCACUUGUGUCUCACCCAUAGAAAUAGCAUCACCACUGGUACACUCUAAAUGGCAGCCUGUUGUAUUCCCAUGGGUAUAGUAUAAAUACACGCUAGUCCAGUCAGCCCAUUAUGGGAUCAUUGGCUUGAAUAUGGAUGCCCAUUCUAGUCAUUCUAUUUCUGUGGUCUCACCUUUUCUCUCACUUUCUCAGCCUUCUCUCUCUGAGUCAUUGCACUCUUCCUCUUUAAAAUGCUAUUUUCACUUGUGUCUCGCAUGUCCUUUCAUUCACGCUUUCUCCCUCCAUCUACAGGCAACCCAGAAAGAACCCCAGCUCCAUCUCGCAGGACUCCUGGGACAAGGUCUACCCGCCGGGCGAGGGCUUCCAGACGGCCAAGGAGAACCCUCGCUACUCCAGCUACAAGGCCUCCAGAAACGGCUACCCGGGGGUGAGCAGUGUGAACGCCCGCGUCCUGCUGGAGGCCCAGGAGCUGCUGAGGCAGGAGCAGAGACGCAGGGAGCAGGAGGCCAAAGAGAAGCAGCUACUGCUAGCGCCCCCACAGGAGCACCUCGGGAACAACACCUAUGAUGGGUACUCGGCUCACAAGGACCCUGUGUCGCCUAAGGUCCCCUAUAGACAGGACGUACCCCCCUCACCCUCCCAGCUGGCCAGGCUCAACAAGCUGCAGGGGCCUGAGAAGGGCAGGCCCUUCUACUCCUGA